GUGCCACUUAUCAUUAGCCAUGGCCACAGUUCCAGGCUGGACCGAGGCGCAAGCAUCAACUUAAUUUUGCGAGAUUUCAUCACCGAUUCGCAGUUUUUCCUCACGGGAGCCGACGCGGAGGUCCCAUCGAGCUCAUGUUUAUUCGUGCAUGUGUGGCGAGGCGCUUGUUACUGCGUGGCAGGGUGGCUACGAGCGUCUUGUAACUGGCCGCUGGGUCCCGCAGCUUGUCGCAGCUGAAGAAAAUAGAACCAGUUGCCGAGCGAGCCGUCGGCGACCCCCCUCCGAGCCGUCGCCUGGCGUCUCGCUGUGGAUUCGAACGCCGUCAUGGAGCCUUGACCGGGAUUUUUUUGGGGGGGCUUUUUAACGAAGGUGAAUGCGAGACAUUUCUGGCAGCAGACUUGGGUGGCUAACAGCAAGUAGCUACAUAACCCCAACUCGUGCGACGACAGCUGUCAUUGGAGAAAGGAAAGUGAUCCCCCCGCUCCACUCCUCCCAAAUGCGUGUGCCAAGGAAGCGCUUUUUCUGACGGAUUUCAAGCAGCGCUCCUCGCAUCAAAUGGGCAAAGUUGGGAAUAACCUUGCGGCGCCGGAAUAGAACGAUACGCGCAAUGCAUUUUGAGAGCUGCGCUUCAUCGGAGAGAAGCUAGCUAGCUUGAUUAACUCGCUAGCUAGCUAGCUAGUUGAGCAAACCUUGACGUUUCAUCCCCUCCAGCCAUUCUGGACAUGAAGAGGAAGAUCCAUUAUUCGUAGGGGCUGGAAGUCAUUGAGAGUCUGGUACUGAAGAAUGAACACAUAAGGAUGAUGCAUCGGAAUUCAAAGGGUUCUUCCCUGGCCAAAGAUCCAUCCCUCCACAAAGCAUAACCGAAAUCAAAUGUCAUCAGAGGAACCGACUGUGGAGCCCUCUGACCAGGGCUGCUCACCUCCCACCAGCCUUGCAGGGGCAGAGAGUCCGGCUCAUGCCGACCAGCGAGCACGUGGCAGGUCACGCAAGGAUGCCGCCGCCGCCGCCACCUGCCCAGCCCGGGCGCAACUCUCGGCUUCCUCUGAGAACCGAAAGAAGGGCCGCACCAGAGGUAGGGCUAUCAUGGAUGAGGAAGACAGUAUGGAUGGAACAGAGAUAACAGAGUCCAUUGGCCCUCAGGACACAGAAAUCCAAGCAGGGGAGACUGUGGAAGUGGUGAGCAGUGAUGCGCCAGAGGAGGACACGCCCUCUCCUCCUCCUCUUCCGGCUCACGGCCCUCCACCCGAGACUCUUCCAGCGCCGUCUGUCCCAGCAGCAAGUCGAGGAGUCCAAAGCAGUGAGCAUCUUUGUGCCUUCUGUUACUGCGGGACUCGCAGCCUGUUGGGUCAGGGGGAACUGCGAGCGUUCAGCGCCACGCUGCCCGUCGACAAUCUCCUCAGAUGCAAAGACGGGGAGGAGUCCGUGAACAAGGGCGUUAACGGCGCCGGGUCGGCUGAGCCGCACGCGGCUGGCGAGACCACCUCAGGACAGCAGAAACUUCCCAACGGGUCUGAAAAGAGCGAGGGCGAUCCAGACCCGGCAAGUCGAUUUUGGGAUGAGCUCUCUCAUGUCGGCCUUCCACAGGAUCUCAACGUCCGGUCUCUCUUUGAGUCAGGGCAAUGCUGGGCACAUCAGAGUUGUGCCUCAUGGUCCGAAGGCGUUUGCGAGGGCGAGGGACAAUCUCUGCUUAACGUGGACCGAGCCAUUGACUCAGGGAGCACAAAGCACUGUGCAUACUGUAAGCGCCUUGGAGCAUCCAUUAAGUGCUGUGCUGAAGGAUGUACUCAACUCUACCAUUACCCCUGUGCUGGGGCAGCAGGGGCCUUUCAGGAUAUCAGGAGUCUGUCGCUCCUCUGCCCCGAACACAUCGAUUUGGCCAUGCACAAAUUUGUUGACGAUGCAAAUUGCGCGUUAUGCGACAGCCCGGGGGAUCUACUGGACCAACUCUUCUGCACCAGUUGUGGACAGCAUUAUCACGGGAUCUGCCUGGACAUGGCCGUGACCCCUCUGAGGAGGGCCGGGUGGCAGUGUCCCGAGUGUAAAGUCUGCCAAACGUGCAAGAACCCAGGAGAGGACACUAAAAUGCUGGUGUGUGACAUGUGUGACAAAGGAUACCACACGUUCUGCCUGCAACCUGCCAUGGAUGCUCUGCCAACCAAUGGCUGGAGAUGUAAGAACUGCAGGGUUUGCAUCCAGUGCGGAACUCGAACCAGCGGGCUGUGGCACCACACCAGCCUGCUGUGUGAGAGUUGCGUCCAAAACCAGGAUCCCGCUCUCAGCUGUCCUUUGUGUGCCUGCAUCUUGGACCCUGAGCAUCACAAAGACCUUCUCCUCUGCCACACUUGCAAGAGAUGGCUUCACCUGGAUUGCGAGCGUCAGAACUCGGGCCAAGCGGAAAACCACCCCAGAGAGGACUUUGUCUGCUCCAACUGCAGGUCUCCCACUGCAGUGUGCGUGCUCCAAGCCGAGGAUAUGGAUACUGGCCCAGAGCUUUGCCCUCAGCCGGCCUCAUCGCACACAGACUCCGAGACUGGCUCGCAGCUGGCUCAAAAGCACACGGACCUAGAAACUGGCAUUCGCCCGCUUCCCGAAAUGCACAAUGACCCCAAACCGGAAUUACUCGCUGCUCCGUUGCCCUCGGAUCCAGAGCCUGCCGAGGAUGCCGUCCCGGUGGAGAAGCCAGCUACGUCUGCCCAAGAGCCUGACAUCUCCCUGGGGCCAGACAUUAAGGGCGAGGUGUACAAACCCACGGAAUUCAAACCAGAAACGAAAGCAGCAGCGAGAAGCCGGCUCAUACCUGCGGACGCUCCGCCGACUCUGAGCCAGGAGCGUCUCACGGCGGAGGCCCAACCGGCACAGGAAAUCGCUUUACAAACCAAGCCAGCAAACACAGAGACCGCCCCCGAGCAGGGCGCGCUCACCCCCAGCACAAAGGAUCUGAAGGCCAUCAUCUCAACCACCAAAGAACUAAGUACUGUAUCAGUACCUCUCACAAAUCAACCGAUGGAAGUCUCGCUCUCCCAAGCUUUGCGGAUGGAUGUAGCCAUGGCUUCUUUUUUGGAAAGUACCCCUAGAGACCUUAAGGACAGGACGGAGGGCAAUUUCCGACAGGCCUCGGCGUCCCAGGAACUUGACGGGACACCGGAGAAGAGGUCACAUCUUUCCUUCCCCGGCGGCUUGUCCACGGAGGAGAAAGCACUCAAGACAAGUGUCGAGCAGUUGAGCGAGAUGGUCGCCGCUCCUUCCCAUUCCGCGGCCCGAGGGGUCAACCCGGCGCAGACCUUUGGCGAGCACGGCCUCGGAAUCCCCACCACUACCCUUAUACCGCUUACGCCCAAGAUCGGGAUGGGGAAGCCUGCCAUCACCAAAAGGAAGUUUUCUCCAGGGAGGCCGCGUGUAAAACAGGGUGCAUGGAGCCCCCAUAGCAGUGUGAGCUCCCCCUUGUCCUGGUCUCCAGACCAGCCAGAGGGGUGGGAUGUCCUAAAGACCAGGCAGUACUCUGGCAGCCCCAGCUGGAGCAUCAGAGUGGGUCGAGGCUCGGCCUUCCCGGGAAGAAGAAGGCCGAGAGGGGCCGGUCUGUCGGGUCGAACCGGACGUGGCAGGGCAAGAGGCAAGAGUGGAGUGUGUCCCAGCAUCGUCCCUGGGAUCACGGCAAUAGAACCGCCGUACCCAAUAAAGGAGGAGGAGGAGAAUGCCAUGCACAACACAGUGGUCAUAUUUUCCAGCAAUGACAGUUUCACACUCAAGCAGGACAUGUGCGUGGUGUGUGGGAGUUUCGGCCUUGGCGCGGAGGGCCGUCUUUUGGCUUGCGCUCAGUGCGGCCAGUGCUACCAUCCAUUUUGCGUCGGCAUAAAGAUCACCAAGGUGGUGCUGAGUAAAGGCUGGCGUUGUUUAGAGUGCACCGUGUGCGAAGCCUGCGGUCAGGCCACCGACCCGGGCCGCUUGCUGCUGUGCGACGACUGUGACAUCAGCUACCACACCUACUGCCUCAACCCCCCGUUGCAGAACGUCCCCAAAGACAGCUGGAAGUGCAAAUGGUGUGUGUCGUGUACGCAGUGCGGCGCCACCACGCCGGGCCUGAGGUGUGACUGGCAGAAUAAUUACACUCAGUGCGCUCCCUGCGCCAGCCUUUCGAUGUGUCCCGUCUGCUUCGUCGUCUACAGCGAAGGCACCGUCAUUGUCCAGUGUCGACAAUGCGACAGAUGGUUCCAUGCUUCUUGUCAGGGUCUCCAUUCAGAGGAAGAUGUUGAGAAGGCUGCAGAGGACUGCUUUGAUUGCACAAUGUGCCGCAAUUUCAAGACUACUAAAGUGUUGACCAAACCCAGAGACACCAUUGAGCCUGCUAUCAUGACACAGAUUGUCACCAAAGCAAGAGAGAUGGAUCUAUCCAGGACCUACACCCAGGACGGUGUUUGUUUGACAGAGUCGGGGCUUUGUCAGCUCCAGAGCCUGUCCGCCACGGCGUCACGGCGCCGGAAGCCCAAGCCCAAGCUCAAACUGAAGAUAAUCAACCAGAACAGCGUGGCGGUCCUUCAGGCUCCCUUGGACCCUUUCUCAGAACACUCCCGGGACGAGGACAUGGAGGAUGCCAGAGUGGAGACGGAGCUCCUGGACUGCGAGGGCAAGUCCGACUCCAGCCCGGAGCGGGAGCCGGCGGAAGACGACUCCAAGGGGGUCGACGGCAGCAAGAAGAGGAAGAGGAAACCGUAUCGGCCGGGCAUCGGCGGUUUCAUGGUGCGACAGAGAAGCCGACCGGGCCAGGCUCCGGGCAAGGCUAAACGAUCCCUCUGCAGAAAAGAUUCAUCUGGUUCGGCGUCUGUGUCGGAGUGUCACAUUGGAAAAGAGGAAGUUGGAGGGUGGACAGAAGCGCUGCCCGACACACCUGUGGAUGAGACGCCUCCCGGAGCAGAGGUUGCGGAAAAAAUUAAAAAACGCUACCGAAAGAAGAAAACCAAACUGGAGGAGGCUUUUCCCACCUACCUUCAGGAGGCGUUCUUCGGAAAGGACCUCCUGGACAAAAGCAAACAGAGCAGACAGCAAGGGGUGGAGUCCGGUCUGAUGGAAGAAGGGCAGAGUCAGCUGGAGAGGAAGCGCCUCGCCGCCGGCUACCUGAACUCUUCGGCCGACCCUCUGCUCAGCGCCCCUGCUACGUGCCUCCCCAGCGGAGCGCUUGCUGAGCAAACGUCUGAGGAGCCAUUAGUUGAUCUGUCUGAUGUUUUGAAUACUGAUGCAGACAUCUUGGGAAUGCUCGGAAAGCCAAGCGGUGACUCUGGUCUUGAUUUUUGCUCCUUCCAGGUUGAUGGCUCACCACCUCCUUUUGCCGGUCUGGACGUGGGGCCCCUCACAGAGAGUUCCCCAGCGCCGCCCCACUCGCAGGCCGAUCGCAGGACGCCUCGAAGCCUUCCAGAAGAACCCUUGGAUGGCAUUCUUAGUCCAGAGUUAGACAAGAUGGUCACCGAUGAAUCAAUUCUCAGCAAACUGUACAAAAUCCCAGAGCUAGAGGGCAAGGAUGUAGAAGAUCUCUUCACGGCCGUCCUCAGCCCCAGCACAAGCCAACCUCUGCCGCCACAGUUGCCUCAUCCUCCAGGUCCGGGGCCCCUCCCUCCCACACCUGGCACUUGUAUCCCUCAUCCCAACACGGGCAAUCCGAUGUUUCCAAGGAUGCCAAUGAUCAACGGAAUGAUGGGUCCAGGCUACCGUUUCCCUUCCAAUUCAGGAGCAGGGCCUUUAAUCCCGGAAAAUUUCUCCCCCCUCAACCGUAUGCCUUUCAGCGACAAUCCCAGGGAUCGAAAAUUUUGUCAAAUGCCUCGAGAAGCAGUCGGUCCAUGGCCGUCCCCUGCCCAUGGCCCCGGCCCCACACCGCCUGGAUCGCUGCCCGAGGGGGAAACUGAAGCCAUGUCCAAUGCCCAAAGGAGUACACUCAAGUGGGAGAAGGAGGAGACACUCGGGGAGCUUGCCACUGUAGCGCCUGUCCUUUACACCAACAUCAAUUUUCCGAACCUCAAAGAGGAAUUCCCAGACUGGUCCACCAGAGUAAAGCAAAUUGCAAAACUGUGGAGGAAAGCUAGUUCGCAAGACAGGGCCCCUUAUGUGCAAAAGGCAAGAGAUAACCGAGCCGCCCUGCGCAUCAACAAAGUCCAGAUGUCCAAUGAGACAGUGAAGAGGCACCAUCCACAACAUCCACAGCCCCCUGAGGUGUUUGAUCCCAACAUACCACUAGACACAGAACUGCUGUUUAAAGACCCUUUGAAACCAAAAGAGUCAGAGCAUGAACAAGAGUGGAAGUUUAGACAGCAAAUGAGGCAGAAAAGCAAACAGCAAGCCAAAAUCGAAGCCACUCAGAAACUGGAGCAAGUGAAGAACGAGCAGCUGCAACAGCAACAGCAGCUGCAACAAGGCAACGUGCAGACCGAGGGAGACGGCGGCAACAACAGCGGGAACCAGAGCCCGGCCUCGCUGCCGAGCAACGGAAGCACAUCCCCUAUGCAGCAGCAGCAGCUCGUCGCUAAAGACGGCUUUGCCAGGCCGCAGUUACCCGGGACGCCGACGUCGGGUCCUUCCGAUGAUGUGUUUUUGCGACCCCCUCCUCCGCCUCCCUCCGGCUCGUCUUCCCAGCCUCAGUCGCCGCAGGUUUUUUCACCUGGCUCCUCUGGCUCCAGACCUUCCUCUCCGUGGGACCCAUAUGGCAAGAUGGUAGGGACUCCGAGACCCCCGACGGCGUGUCGUCGAAUGCCUAUGGAAUCUGGUAAAUCGCCCACGUCCCUGAUGGAACAGCAGGACCGAGGGAGGCCUUCCCCUGCUCACGACAGCUUUGGUUCUCCCACGUCAAUGAGCAACGAUCCGUAUGCCAAACCUCCUGACACUCCAAGGCCAUCUGGGGAAAUGGACACCUUCCUGAAGCCCAUGGGCCCACCCAGGACCAGCCACGCUGCUCAGGGAAGACCCCCCAUGGGCUCGCCGGGCAGAGAUCCAUACUCUCGACCCAUGAUAAGAAACGAGGCUUAUCAACGCAUGGCUCAGAACAGGAUGAUCUUGUCCGACCCUUACUCCAGACCUCUGCUGACACCCAUCCCUGGAAGUAAUGAGUCGGGCUCUGUCCCGCUGUUCAAGACGCCAAUGCCCCCUCCGCAGACUCACGAAGCGCUGUACCGAGCGGGUCAACAUCCCGCAGACAGAUAUGCCCAGAAUCAACAGGCGGACCCCUACGCGCAGCCCCCGCACACCCCGAGACCAUCUGCAAACGACAACUUUGCCAGCCCCCCUCGAAUGGGCCAACAUCAAGCUCAAGCACACCCGUUCGCUCAGCAGGGACAAAUGGCUCCAAUGUCUCGCAAUCCUUAUUCCCACGCGCCUUCCACUCCGAGGCCGGACCACUUCACUUACGACCCCUUUUCUCAACCUGCCAGUUCGGGUAACCACCGGCCCGAACCCAAUCCUCAGGCACGUCCAUUUUUUGAGCCUUAUGCCAGACCCCCCGGCACCCCGCGUCCACACGAUAACUAUAAUCAACCAUCAAACACCCCUAGCCCGUCUUCGGAUCCUUACUCGCACGCUCCCGCCACCCCUCACCCUGGCGGACUCAACCAGUUCCCCCACCAGAGGAUGUCACCUUCCCACUCUGUGGACCCUUAUGCUCAGCCACCAGGCACGCCCCGACCUGCUGCCGUGGAGAGGUUUUCAAAGUCACCAGGCACUAGUCAAGGGCCACUCGAGACGUUUCCUAAUGCCUCUGGCCCGUCCCGACCAGGAAGUAAUGACAUGUUUUCCCAGGUCGGCAACCCCCGCACAAUGGUAAAUGACUAUGGCCAGUCUCCUGGCACCUUGCAUCCUGGGCCUGAUAGACAAGGAUUAAGGCCGGGAACUCAGGACUCAUUCUCUGCCCCUCAAGGCAGGCUUCAGGAACAUUUCCCUCAUGCAGGCUCACAAACACCCAAGCAUCCUUGUGAUGAUGGAUUUACCCGCUCACCCUCUAGAAGACACGGUCAGACGCCUGGUCACGACCCGUUUGAACACGCCCCUAUGACCCCUCGUCAACAGUCGGAGAAGAUGGAAGUUAAAGAUCAGUCAAGUCUGGGGAACAAUGCCUUUGUCCCUCCAGACCCGAGCCAGCUACCUAACAAUCCCCAAAUGGCUGCUGUGUCCUCUGACGCCCAGGUUGCUAUGGCUGAAAAUGAAGAGAGACUCAGACAGCGGCAACGAAUUCGAGAACUAAUCCUGAAGCAGCAGCAACAAAGGAGUGCUAUUCGACAAGAGAGGUGCCCUCAGGAGCCUCCCGGCAACUUGGCUCCUAGACCACCACGACCGUGGCCUCAGGAAGACCCUGGACAACAGAGGGACGUGUUCAACCGACCUCCUCCACCUUAUCCUGGACAAGGACCCAUAAGAGGGCCAAUGCGCUUUCCUGGACCUUUUCCAGCAGGACACGAAGGACAAAUACCUCGGGGCCCGCACCCCGGAGAUCUGAAUUUGAGACACCAGGGACCGAGGUUUUCCUUUCCGGCCGGUGCUCUCGGACCGCAUUCGGCCCAAGAACUCUUUCCCCGCGGGCAGCAUCCGGCGCAGGACGUUCCUCCUCAGAUGAGACGAUCCAUGUCUGCAGAAAUGGCGAAGGGCGUCGGUGGUAAUCCCAUGGGUCUGCCCCAACACUUUCCACCGCACGGUAUGCCCGUACAGCAGCACAACAUUAUGGGUCAGCCCUUCAUCGAACUGCGGCACAGAGCAGAAAGAGGAGAAAACAGGCCACGCAUGGCAUUUGCACCGGUUGCUAUGCAAGGAUACACCAUGGAUGCCAACAUCCAAGCUCAAAGGCCGCAAGGCUUUCCAGGAGCUCCAGACAACCGCUUUCCAUUAAUUCAGGGGCCCAGGAUGUUGGAUCCAAUGGCCAGCCAGUCUGGAAAUGCACCCCUUUCCGCCAGUAUGGACAAUCUUCACCAGCAGUCCCAAAUGUCAGCCAACAGCACACUCAAACAAUCUCCUUUGAUGAGAUCCAUGAGCCAGCCUGCUCCAAAUGAGACCCAGAACAUGUCUGCGUCCAUCAUCCUGUCUGCUCCCCCUGCUGGCCAGAAUGAUACCGUGGCCAGCGGUGAAACGGGAGAGGAGAAACUGGAUGCGGAGGAGUCUGCAGUGAAAGAUCUGGAAGAUGUGGAGGUGAAAGACUUGGUGGACGCGGACUUGGAAAACCUUAAUUUGGAUCCUGAAGAUGGCAAAGACCUAGACCUUGAGACAAACGACCUGCACCUGGAUGACUUCCUGACAUCUGGCAAAUUUGACAUCAUCGCUUAUACGGACCCCGAUCUCGAUGACAUCAAGAAAGACAUGUUCAACGAGGAACUGGAUCUCAGCGAUCCUAUGGAUGACGGCGCUGACCCUGGCGAGAUGAACAAAAACCCGGAGCCCAGUCAAAGUUCGGCGCCGGAGAUGAGGGAGGCUACGGGCGUGAACUCAUCAGCGGAGGUCAAGCUCGACACUCCUGAGAGACACGACUCUACUCCUUUGCUCCACGGGAAGGAAAUUAAAACCGAGGUCAAAGACUGUCAGAACUCCCCCCAAGUCUCCGGGAGCGCCGUGGCAGCAAGCCAGCAAGAAGCCCUCUCCGACUCGACCCCUGUCCUGUCCAGUUUACUCGUUAAGCAGCAGCCUGAAGAGCAGUCGUUAAACCCAAUGGUUGAAUCUGUCACUCAAGGCGGUCACCGAGUCACCGAAAGUGAGCACGCUGCCGCUCAUGGGAAUCAGACAAUAGCCAGCACCACCGGAGCCGCAGAGUCUUCCAUAAGCGCCUUUGGGGAGGACCAGCAGCUUUUGAACCAGGCCUUGCACGGCCAACACCGCCCACUUCUGCUGGAGGAGCAGCCGCUCCUUCUGCAGGACCUCUUAGAUCAGGAGAAGCAAGAGCAGCAGCAGCAGAGGCAGAUGCAGGCCAUGAUACGACAGCGUUCCAGUGACUCUUUCUUCCCCAACAUUGAUUUCGACGCCAUCACUGACCCAAUCAUGAAAGCCAAGAUGGUUGCACUGAAAGGCAUCAACAAAGUCAUGGUUCAAAACAACAUUGGAAUGGCUCCAAUAGUCAUGAACAGGUUUCCAUCCGUGCCUGUAGCACCUGUUCCUGAAAGCACGCCACUUCCCCCACAAGUUGUAGGACAGGAUGGCAGAUUGACACAAGUACAACGACCAAAUCCUCCUAAUUUCGGACCGGGAUUUGUCAACAAUGCUCAAAGGGCACAGUAUGAGGAGUGGCUACAGGAGACUCAGCAACUACUUCAAAUGCAGCAGAAGUUUCUGGAGGAGAAGAUCGGAGCGCACAGGAAGUCCAAGAAAGCUUUGUCUGCCAAGCAGAGAACGGCCAAGAAGGCGGGGAGAGAGUUCCCAGAGGAGGACGCUGAGCAGCUCAAGCAUGUCACGGAGCAACAGGGCGUAGUGCAGAAACAACUAGAGCAGAUCCGCAAGCAACAAAAAGAGCACGCUGAACUCAUCGAGGAAUACAGAGUGAAACAGCAACAAAAUAACCUGACGCCCUUAAUGCACCCAGUGCCCGGUCCCGGUGGGCCAGCCCUGGUCCAGCCUCAGGUGAACCCCGCGAUGCAAAUGCCAAUUCACUCUGGGCCGCCAAACGCCCCCGCCCCUCCACGAAUGCCCAACCCGCCACCGGGCUGGCACCCCGGCACUCCCGGUCCCAUGGGAGGGCCCGGCAUGCCGCCCAUCAUGCCCCCGCAGGUGCAGCCCCAUCCGAUGCCCAUGGGCGCCAUGCUCCAACACUCCCAAAUGCCAGCGGAGGCCCAAAUGGCAGCGGCUCCUCCCAAAGCCAUCCAGGCGGGCGGUGUGAAAUUCGAUGAUAACAAUCCAUUCAGCGAGGGCUUCCAGGAGCGCGAGAGGCGCGAGAGACUCCGGGAGCAGCAGGAGAGACAGCGGGUGCAGCUCAUGCAGGAAGUUGAACGGCAGAGGGCCUUGAAACACCGCAUGGAGAUGGAGCAGCAAGCCAUGCUGGGGUCAGACGGGAACAUGGCACCGUUGGCCCAGAUGCCCUUUUUCAACUCGGAGCUGCCGCAGGAGUUCAUGCAGCCCCAGAGGCUUCCUGUGCAGCAGCAGCAGCACGCGGCUGUGUUCCCCCAGCAGCAAGCCAUGUGCUCAUCAAGUGGCACCUUCAUGCAAGGGGAACGCAGGCCCAUGAUGGGGAACGGGAUGGUGCCUCCGGAAAUGGGGCCCGCCUUGGGACCCGAUAACCUCGGCCUGCCGGCGUCCAACUUUCAGCCCAGACCUCCCCGUCAGUUCGGCGGAGCGGGGAUGAUGCUGCCCAUGCCGGGCGACGCGCCGCCUUUUGCCGGCGACUCGGCCACACCUCUCCCAUCCAACUUCCCCGGAUCGGGUCAAUCGUUAAUCCAGCUGUACUCCAACAUCAUACCAGAUGAGAAAGGGAAAAAGAAAAGAACGCGCAAAAAGAAGAAAGACGACGACGUGGACUCCAUCAAGACGCCUUCGACGCCGCACUCGGACCUCACCGCCCCUCUGACGCCGAGCGUCUCCGACACUUCGUCGACGCCGACCAGGAACCCGCAUCUCUUUGGGGAACACGACCUGUCCAGGUCCCCGCUUGGAUGUUCUACUCCGGGUCACUCUGAGCUCGAGAGGCAACUUUCCGGAGGACAAGCUGGACUUUUACCCGACGCGGCCAGAGCGCAGGCUCAGGAGCAUGAAAGGAUCCUCAGCAACAUCAAGUUGGAGCAGACGGAUAGCAGCGACUGUCACGGAGCACGGGUCGGGCCUGAGAUGAGCUCCGUCAAGGAGGAGGGCGGCGGCAAAGGGGGCGCCUCGCCCUUCCCUGCCGGCCAGAGUCCAAACAAGGGCGAAGCCGGCAACGAGCUUCUCAAGCACCUACUGAAGAACAAGAGUGCGACUCCGCCCGAGUUCUCCCAGCAGCCGUCGGAGGAGAGCAUGCGAUCAGAGGAAGAGGAACCCGCCGACUGCAAAGCCCUCCUCCUCAGGCAGAGCUCUGUGGACAGCAACGGGGCCUACUCCGAUGGCCCUCUGGACUUUCAAGGGCCCAUCUUCAAUGAACAGGAGAAGAAGAAAGGAAGGAAUAGAAGGAACCCCAAAGGAGGGGAGAAACCUCCCUCUCGCUACAAGAAGAGGAAGAAGGAAGGGGAUGAGAGGACGCUGAUGCACUCCGGCCCUGACACGGUCAUGAACCAAAUAAAACAGCAGCUCUCUCUGCUGCCCCUCAUGGAGCCGCUGAUCGGGGUCAACUUUGCCCACUUUGCUCCCUACGGCAGCGGUCCGCUCAAUGGGGAGAACCUCCUGUCGGGCACUUUUGGCAGCGCCUCUCUGGAUGGCGUCUCCGACUAUUACUCCCAGCUGGCCUACAAGCAGAGCAACCUGAGCAAUCCACCGACGCCGCCGGCAUCGCUUCCCCCCACGCCGCCACCCGUCAAUCGGCAGAAAAUGAUCAAUGGCUUCGCUACAACCGAAGAGCUGGCCAGCAAAGCGGCUGCCAUGGUGUCCAAAGGCCUCGUUCCGAAGCCGCUCCAUGUCCCGUUCAGGACUGAGGAAGAUCUCCUCGCUCGGGCCAUUGCUCAGGGACCCAAAACGGUGGACGUUCCCGCAUCCCUUCCGACCCCUCCCCACAACAACCAGGAGGAACUGAGUAACAAAGGACAGGAGAUUUGUAAGGAAAGGGACACACCUGACAGUUUUGUUCCAUCCUCGUCCCCUGAGAGCGUGGUUGGCAUGGAAAUCAGUCGCUAUCCGGACCUCUCGUUGGUGAAACAAGAGCCCCCAUCUCCCUGCGUCUCCCCUGUGCUCCCCCUGCUUCCUGCGCCCAAAGGGAAAGGAUCAGAGGUCAAAUUGCAAGAUAUUAAGACUGAGCCUUCAGGAGCCUUCUUCGGACCCCCGUUCGGUCCCGUGUCCAACAAUUCCAAAUCGGGACUGGUUUCCGUAGCCAUCACCUUGAGACCAGGUGCAGCCGAGAACAUCACCGGAGUGGUGGCCGCCAUUUCCCAGCUGCUUUGUGUGAAGAUCCCCAGCAGCUACGAGGUCAGCAGCACCCCGGACCGAGGGCCCGUAUCGAUGCUCACGUACCCACGCGGGGACCUUCGCCCUCCCGUGCUUUUUCACGGGCAGGCAGACGCCGGAGGCCUUCACGGUCGCCCGGGCCAGAUGAUGAGGCCUGCCAUGAUGCAACAGCAGGCGCAUCAUUUCCGCUUCCAUCCCAACAGCCCAGGCUCUGCCCUAGCUCGAGGACCUGACCAGAGAGUUCCCGGCAGCCCCGGAUGUAAACCUCAGUGGUGCUGCAACUGUAAAGUAGUGGUCCUAGGAAAUGGAGUGCAGAAAUCCAUCAAAGAUCUCCCCUCUCACAUCAAGGAUUCUGCAGGCCGUUUCAAAGACGGGCUGGUUUUCUGCAGUCAGAACUGCUUCCUCCUCUACUGCUCCUCACCACUGCAGUCCAGGUCCUCCAUAGAAUCAAAGGAAUCCCUGAGCCUUCUCGCCGCCUCGGGUCAGACGGAGAUCUUGUCGAAAGCCCAGCACCAGUACAACAACAACAUGUCUUCAAUGGACGUCCAUUGCCUAGCCCAGCUUGAGCCGAAACCCUCUCCCCCGUCCACCCCUCCAAUCCCCUUCCCCGUGGCCGGCGAGACGGCCAGAUCGGACGCCAUCAAAGUGACGGUGAAGCUGAAGGCUCGCCCCAGGUCUCAGGAGACCUGGCAUCAGGUGAAGAGAGCCAAGGGUCUCCGAUGGAGGAAGUGGAGCGUCCAGGUGGUGGUGCCCCGGGGAACCUCCCAACUCCCGGACGAAGAUAAGAUCGAUGAGCUGUUGAAGGAACUGGGCGCCUCCCUGCGGCCUCCCGUUUCACUGCGGGACCACCGGCGCUGCUGUUUCUGCCACCAGUUUGGAGACGGAAUCACCGACGGCCCCGCUCGCCUGCUCAAUCUGGACCUGGACGCCUGGGUGCACCUCAACUGCGCCCUGUGGUCCACCGAAGUGUACGAGACGCAAGCCGGCGCCCUCAUCAACGUGGAGCUGGCGCUGCGUCGGGGUCAGACGGUGCGCUGCGUCUACUGCCAGCAGACGGGCGCCACCAGCGGCUGCCACCGCUUGCGCUGUACCAACGUCUACCAUUUCACCUGUGCCCUGCAAGCCCACUGCACCUUCUUCAAGGACAAGACCAUGCUGUGCCAUGCCCACAGGCCGCGAGGCACGGCCGGACACGCCCUGGAGCACGAACUGCGCUGCUUCGCCGUCUUUCGGCGCGUUUACGUCCAAAGGGACGAAGUGCGGCAGAUGGCCGCGGCCGUGCGCCGCCCCGAGUUGGGCUACACUUUUCGAAUAGGAAGCUUGGUGCUGCACGCCAUCGGCCAACUCACUCCCGCGCAAAUGGCCGCCUUCCACUCCGCCAGCGCCAUCUUUCCGGUGGGCUACGAGGCUUGCCGCAUCUACUGGAGCAUGCGCCACGGCAACCGUCGUUGUCGCUACCUUUGUUCCGUCGAGGAAAGAGACGGACAACCCGAGUUCGCCAUCAGAGUCAUUGAACAGGGCUACCAGGAUCUGGUCCUGACCGACUCCUCUGCUAAAGGAGUGUGGGAUAAGGUUCUGGGUCCGGUUGCGGAGAAGAGAGCUGAAUCUGGCACACUGAAGCUUUUCCCGGUUUACCUCAAAGGGGAGGACCUGUUUGGGCUCACGGCGUCCGCUGUUGCCAAGAUCACUGAAUCGCUCCCUGGAGUCGAAGCUUGUGACAGAUACUCGUUCCGUUACGGACGCAACCCUCUCAUGGAGCUGCCUCUUGUGUUCAAUCCCGCGGGCAGUGCCAGGGCCCAGCCAAGAACCGGCUCUCCUGGCACCUCGCUGGUCAUCAGGCCGCAGGCGCAGGCCGUGUCGGGCGGCAGCGCCAGGUCCAACCAAAAUGUAGCCCAGGGAGAGGGUGGCGCCUCCCACAGCAAGCCACCGGUCGUGCACCCGAGAUCUUCGCAGUACCGCUGGAUGAAGAGCGAGUGGAGAGCCAACGUCUACCUGGCCCGCUCCCGCAUCCAAGGUCUCGGGCUGUUUGCCGCUCGAGACAUGGAAAAACAAACAAUGGUGAUUGAGUACAAUGGAACGGUGCUUCGUAAUGAGGUCGCCAUCAGGAAGGACAGGCUUUAUAGAUCUCAGAAUCGACCUGUCUUUAUGUUCCGUAUCGACAGCGAACACGUUGUCGAUGCGACCAUAUCGGGAGGACUCGCCAGGUACAUCAACCACUCUUGUGCCCCGAACUGCGUUGCCGAGGUGGUAACAUUUGAAAGGGGUUACAAAAUUAUCAUCAGCUGCAUCCGCCGGAUUGAAAGGGGAGAGGAGCUGUGUUUCGAGCACCAGUUCGACCCCGUCGCCAGUCAGCACAAGGUGGCCUGCCACUGUGGCGCUCCCGAGUGCCGGAAGUGGAUCUACUGAGCAAAGGUGGCAAUGAUGACACAUAAAAAAACAAAAACAUUCCCUGCUUCUUGCCUGCGGAUGCCGAAAAGUCUCCGUUUCACACUGAAGUGGUUUUGUGAAGGAGCAUAAGGCGUCCGAGUUAGAUGGAGGUGAAUGGAACACAAGUAGCAGGAUGCGACGUGUGCCAUAUGUUCGAGGCCGUCGUGUUGCGACGCCUCCGUCCGUCUGUCCGUGUGUGUGUGUGCGGCUUCCGCGGGGUGUGGAAUUCACCAACGAAUGAGAAAGCACUGUGCAGGGUGCGGCCUUAUUGCUUACUAAGGGCAGGCCCUUUUUUGUGUGUGUGUGUGUGUUUGUGUGUGUGUGUGUGUGUCGUAUUGCGCGUACGACUAAAUGUAGACAUCACUGAAUGAGGAAUGUACAGCAAUGAAUACUGCGAAGGGAAUAUUAACUUGCACUAAAAAAAAUAAAAUAAAAAGAAAAAAAAAUGGACACACACACAACUUUAAAAAUACUUGAUUCCAUGAGUCAGUUUUAUCAUAGGUCUCCGUCAUGUGAUUUGUGUGGAAUUUUGUAUUUAUUACGACUGAGUGAAUGAGUUUGAUUCUCUACGCGAUGACGAGUUGAAGAAGGCCAGAUAUGUUUGUGAAGUUAGAAGACAUGCUGUUACUUUUCUUGUAUAAAUGUACAUAAAGAAAAAAAUAUAGGAAUAACCGACCAAAUACUACCUUAACCUUCUCGAUCGAUGUUAGGUGUUUUUUUAAAAAAGAAAAGAAAUCUCCCUUCUUCUUCUUCUCAUUCCUGUUUUGUUUGUCCAUGAAAUUUAUUUAAGAUCAAACGUUAUUUCUGUUUGAGAGUAUAUAUUAUGAAUAUUCUGUACAGAAUUUGUAAUAUAACCACAAUAAUUCACAAAGUAUUUUUGUUGUAAAAGUAAGGUAUUGUAGCUGUAGUGUUUUGUGACUUACACACACGUUAACCACUCAAACGUAAGAAAGAGAAAAAAAAAGAAGCUAUUUUUGUUGCUAAAUGAUCAGUCGCAGAAUGAAAAAUAUCAACUCUCCAAAUGGCGACUGUUGUCUGUUAGCCGCGAAUCAGGUUUGAUUUCAAAUAAACUGUGAAUUAGGUUUUCAAACCCUAAAAGGACAACUUUUUAACACAAAUAGGAACACCGACGUGUAUUUGUUGUUUUUAUGUUGCUUUUAAAAUAAGGUGCAAGAGUGUCUGAUGAUGACGACGACGACGACAACAACUUUGACGUGUGUGUGCGUGUGUGCGUGCCUGCGUGUGUGUUUGUGACCGAAAGAAUUGCCGGGGAACUUUUGCCACCGUCGCUUCUGGCUUUUGGAUAGAAAUGGCAUUGUCUUUAAUCAGAACUAUUUCUUAUACUGACACACAGUCACAUGUCACAUGCGUAGAAAAUGGCAACGUUUUUUUGCGUGCACAAUUUCAAGUAAAAUUUUGGAGACAGUCUUAGAACUUGUAAUGUAUAUGGCAUGUAUUUUUUUAACUUUCCGAAGACUCAAUUGUAUAUAUUUUCUCAAUGAAUGGUUGUAACAAAAUUGUUUCUUGAAUAUUUUUUUCUUCUCUUGUAUGAUACAUCAUCCUGCCAGUGUGUUUGUGCUACAUUUUCUCAGUCAUGUAAAGUAGUCACGUUUUUGUUUCUUUUUACCCCCCCCCCCCUCCUCCCAACACUUUUUUUGCGCUGUUUGUUUUUGAAAAUGCCUUUUGGCGUGUACAGAGUAUGGAGUUUGUGGAAUUGAAUUUAGAAACAUUUACAAAAAUAAACUAUUUUACAUGUUA
Molecule: messenger RNA, 17187 nt
Organism: Syngnathus typhle (broad-nosed pipefish)
Lineage: Eukaryota; Metazoa; Chordata; Actinopteri; Syngnathiformes; Syngnathidae
Gene: kmt2cb
Product: lysine (K)-specific methyltransferase 2Cb
Exons: 62
Coding region: 871-15408 (4845 amino acids)
Biological process (GO): positive regulation of transcription by RNA polymerase II
Cellular component (GO): nucleus; MLL3/4 complex
Molecular function (GO): histone H3K4 methyltransferase activity; transcription coactivator activity; histone binding
Source: RefSeq, a predicted model, not a curated record